AUGGAUGAAACUGCUUUGUCCCUUGGAACAAUAGAUGUUUCCUAUUUGUCCACCUCAGCAGACUGCAGCAUCAGUAGAUGUAAGCAUUCCAGUGAAGAGUGGGGAGAGUGCAACUCUCGUCCCACUCUGUUCCGAUCUGCCACUUUAAGAUGGAAGGAGGCUCUGCUGAGCAGGAAAAGGCCAUUUGUGGGACGAUGUUGCUAUGUAUGCACUCCCCAGAGCCGGGAUAACUUCUUCAAUUCUAGUAUUCCUUCCUUGGGUCUACGUAAUGUCAUAUACAUCAAUGAAACACAUACGAGGUACAGAGGGUGGCUUGCGAGACGCUUUUGUUAUGUCCUUUUUGUGCAAGAGAGGGAUGUUCAUAAGGGUAUGUUUGCCAAGAAUCUGACAGAAAAUGUGCUCAAUAGUAGCAGAGUCCAGAAGGCCAUUGUAGAUGAAGCUUCUGAACCAAGUACUCCAGGUAGCUUUGUUCAGACAGAUCCUAAAGCUAUCAACAAAGUGAAGAAAAAAGCUAGGAAAAUUCUCCAGGAAAUGGUGGCAAAUGUGUCACCUGCUUUAAUCAGGUUGACUGGCUGGGUGUUACUGAAGUUGUUUAACAGCUUCUUCUGGAAUAUCCAGAUCCACAGAGGUCAAAUAGAAAUGGUCAAAGCAGCAACAGAGAUGAAUUUGCCUCUUAUCUUUUUGCCUGUUCACAAAUCCCACAUUGACUACCUGCUUCUUACAUUCAUUCUUUUCUGCCAUAACAUCAAAGCACCCUACAUAGCUGCAGGGAACAAUCUCAACAUCCCCAUCUUCAGCACAUUGAUCCGCAAGCUGGGAGGAUUUUUCAUCCGUCGGAAGUUGGAUCAGAACCCCGACGGUCGUAAGGAUUUCCUGUACAGAGCUUUGCUCUACGUGCACAUAGAAGAAUUGUUGAGACAGCAGCAGUUUCUAGAAAUAUUCUUGGAAGGCACACGGUCUCGAAGUGGAAAAACAUCUGGAGCUCGAGCGGGUCUUCUGUCUGUGGUGGUGGAUGCUCUCUUCUCAAAUGCUACUCCCGAUGUCCUAAUUAUACCUGUGGGAAUCUCCUAUGAUCGCAUAAUUGAAGGUCACUAUAACAGUGAACAGCUGGGCAAGCCUAAGAAGAAUGAAAGUCUUUGGAGUAUAGCUAGAGGAGUCUUCAGAAUGCUGCGGAAGAAUUAUGGAUGUGUCAGAGUAGAUUUUGCACAACCAUUUUCCUUAAAAGAAUAUGUAAACAGCCAAAGCCAAAAACCUGUGCCUCCUCCUCUUUCUUUGGAACAAGCUUUGUUACCAGCUAUACUUCCAUCAAGAUCUAAUGAUACUGUGGAUGAAAGUGCAGAGGCCUCUCUGCCCAACUCCAGGGAUAUCACCAGUGAACCCUUCAGAAGAGAGCUGAUAUCCAACUUGGCUGAGCACAUUUUGUUCACUGCUGACAAGUCCUGUGCUGUGAUGUCUACCCACAUUGUUGCCUGUUUGUUGCUGUACAGACACAGGCAGGGAACUGAUCUUUCCAGACUGGUAGAAGAUUUCUUCUCCAUGAAGGAGGAGGUCCUAGCCCGUGACUUUGACUUGGGAUUUUCAGGAAACUCAGAUGAUGUUGUCAUGCAUGCUAUCCACUUGUUGGGGAACUGUGUAAAUAUCACAAACACAAGCAGAAACAAUGAGUUCUUCGUCACUCCCAGCAUCACAAUACCUGCUGUCUUUGAACUCAACUUCUACAGCAAUGGACUGCUUCAUGUAUUCAUUAAAGAGGCUGUUAUUGCCUGCAGUCUUCACGCGAUUCAGAGCAGGAGGUACAGAAAUGGUACCAGUGCUGCUUCUCCCAGUUUAAUCAGUCAAGAACACCUGGUCCGAAAAGCUGCCAGCUUGUGCUACUUGCUUUCUAAUGAAUUCACUGUAUCUUUGCCUUGCCAGGUGAUCUAUCAGGUUUGCCAUGAAUCUGUGGAAAGGCUGAUCCAGUAUGGCAUUCUCCUGGUGGCUGAGCAGGAUGAUCAGGAGGAUGUUAGCCCCAGUCUUACAGAACAGCAGUGGAAUAAAAAGCUUCCUGAGCCAAUAUCUUGGCGAAGUGAUGAGGAAGAUGAAGACAGUGACUUUGGAGAAGAGCAGAGAGAUUGCUACCUGAAGGUGAGCCAAUCUCAAGAGCACCAACAGUACAUCACUUUCCUGCAGAGGUUGCUGGGACCGUUACUGGAGGCAUACAGCUCUGCUGUGAUCUUUGUGCACAAUUUUAGUGGUCCUGUUUUAGAGUCUGAAUAUAUUCAGAAGCUACACAGGCACUUAAUAAGCAGGACAGAGAAGAAUGUUGCUGUGUAUGCUGAGAGUGCUACCUACAGUCACGUGAAAAAUGCGGUGAAAGUCUUCAAGGAAAUUGGAGUUUUCAAGCAGACUCAGCAAAGGAAAGAUGUCAUUUUGGAACUCGGCACUACGUUCCUACCUCAGCGCAACAGGCAGAAACUACUGGAAUUUGUCAUGAGCUUCAUGGUGUUAUAG
Messenger RNA from Cinclus cinclus, 2490 nucleotides. RefSeq names its product glycerol-3-phosphate acyltransferase, mitochondrial (gene GPAM). The transcript has 20 exons. Bases 1 to 2490 code for a protein of 829 amino acids. Gene Ontology annotation, biological process: phospholipid biosynthetic process. Gene Ontology annotation, cellular component: plasma membrane; mitochondrial membrane. Gene Ontology annotation, molecular function: glycerol-3-phosphate O-acyltransferase activity. NCBI's taxonomy places the organism in Eukaryota, Metazoa, Chordata, Aves, Passeriformes, Cinclidae. The record is from RefSeq and is a predicted model, not a curated record.